AUGGACGCGGGGGCGGCCCCGGGCCUGGAGGGGCCCCCCCAGCAAGAGCAGAUCUCUCACACAAAGCUUUCUGCGGAUGAUGAGUGGAACCUGCAGCAGGAGAGGAUGCACAGGCUGCACCAGGGACACGAGUCCAUGCACGUGGAGAUGAUCUUGGUCUUCCUCUGCGCCCUGGUCGUUGCCCAGGUAGUGCUGGUGCGGUGGAGACAGAGGCACGGCCGCUCCUACAACUUGGUGACCCUGUUGCAGAUGUGGGUUGUCCCUUUGUAUUUCACGAUAAAACUUUACUGGUGGCGAUUUCUGUCUAUGUGGGGAAUGUUCUCAGUUAUUACCAGCUACAUCCUCUUCAGAGCCACCCGAAAACCCCUCUCAGGGAGAACACCACGAUUGGUUUACAAAUGGUUUCUUCUAAUCUACAAGCUCAGCUAUGCAUUUGGUGUUGUGGGUUAUUUGGCUAUCAUAUUUACAAUGUGUGGAUUCAAUUUAUUUUUCAGAAUCAAAGCUAGAGAUUCCAUGGAUUUUGGCAUCGUGUCCUUGUUCUAUGGCCUCUACUAUGGAGUAAUGGGGAGAGACUUCGCAGAGAUCUGUUCGGACUACAUGGCUUCUACUCUAGGGUUCUACAGCGUCAGCGGGAUGCCCACCAGGAGUCUGUCGGACAACAUCUGCGCCGUGUGUGGGCAGAAGAUCAUUGUGGAACUCGACGAAGAAGGGCUCAUUGAAAACACCUACCAGCUUUCGUGCAAGCAUGUCUUUCAUGAAUUCUGCAUCCGAGGUUGGUGUAUUGUUGGUAAAAAGCAGACGUGCCCUUACUGCAAAGAGAAGGUCGAUUUGAAGAGGAUGAUCAAUAACCCCUGGGAGCGCACACACUUUUUAUAUGGACAGAUCCUGGACUGGCUUCGUUAUCUGGUGGCCUGGCAACCCGUGGUAAUAGGAAUCGUUCAAGGCAUUAACUAUUCACUAGGGCUGGAAUAG
Rangifer tarandus platyrhynchus (Svalbard reindeer) is the source of this 972-nucleotide messenger RNA. The record is from the annotation of a GenBank genome assembly. NCBI's taxonomy places the organism in Eukaryota, Metazoa, Chordata, Mammalia, Artiodactyla, Cervidae.